Messenger RNA from Lachancea lanzarotensis, 1101 nucleotides. It is a transcript of the gene CSH1, whose product is annotated as LALA0S04e04082g1_1. The coding region runs from base 1 to 1101 and encodes 366 amino acids. The record is from RefSeq and is a predicted model, not a curated record. The transcript has a single exon. NCBI's taxonomy places the organism in Eukaryota, Fungi, Ascomycota, Saccharomycetes, Saccharomycetales, Saccharomycetaceae. Gene Ontology annotation, molecular function: mannosyltransferase activity. Gene Ontology annotation, biological process: mannosyl-inositol phosphorylceramide biosynthetic process.
AUGCGCCAAGAACUCAAAUACAUGAUCUACUCGCAUCUGGUCGUCGUCGUCGUGCUGCUGUAUCUCACGUUCGACCUGCUCACGCUGGCCAUCGACGACGCCUUCCAAGACGCCCUCCUCGACAUAGACCUCAACCCUCCAGAGGGCGUAGAAGCCAAGCCCCAACUCAUCCCCAAAAUCAUCCACCAAACCUACAAGACCGCCGACGUGCCCGAACACUGGCGCGAGGGCCAGCAGCGCUGCAUCGACCUGCAUCCGGACUACGACUACAAGCUCUGGACCGACGAAACCGCCCGCCAGUUUAUCAAGGAAGAGUACGGCUGGUUCUUAGAAACUUUCGACAACUACCGCUACCCCAUCGAGCGUGCCGACGCCCUGCGCUAUUUCCUGCUUGCCCAUUUCGGCGGCGUGUACAUCGACCUCGACGACGGCUGCAGACGUAAGCUUGACCCUUUGUUGACCGUCCCCGCGUUUGCACGGAAAACCAGUCCUACCGGUAUCUCCAACGACGUGAUGGGCUCCGUUCCUAACCAUCCCUUCUUCCUCAAAGUGAUUGCGUCUUUGAAAAAAUACGAUCGUAAUUGGCUCGUCCCAUACAUCACUAUUAUGUUUUCUACAGGACCGCUUUUUGUAAGCGUUAUUUGGAAACAAUACAAAAGAUGGGGUGUACCAGAAAAUGGUGUUGUGCGUAUCUUACAGCCUGCGGACUACAAAAAACACACAUAUUCGUUUUUUUCCAUUUCACAAGGUUCGUCCUGGCAUCUCGAUGAUGCCAAUUUUAUUAAAUCCUUAGCGCAUCACAUUCUGGCCUGUGUGAUUCUAGGUUUCAUCGUGGCUUUCUUGGUACUUUACGCCGAAUACUGUUUUUACUGCUGGCUUGGAUCCGGCGGUGGAGCCCGUCGUAUUGUCAAGACCAUGAAACGUGGCUUGGUCUGGUUGGGUAUCUUAUCUGGAAACCAAAAAACCCAGGCAGACUCAAUAGAAAUGAGAUCCAAAUACAGACGUUUGCGUAAGGAUUCCAAUCUCCCAGUGCAACUUUUUUCCCCAGAUCUCGAGGAAAACAACAGUUCUGAUCAGUAUGCUGAUUUGAGCGAUGAUUGA